This is a messenger RNA of Dermacentor silvarum, 11075 nucleotides long. Its product is annotated as ciliary rootlet coiled-coil protein 2. The transcript is spliced from 10 exons. The coding region runs from base 1 to 1563 and encodes 520 amino acids. The record is from RefSeq and is a predicted model, not a curated record. NCBI's taxonomy places the organism in Eukaryota, Metazoa, Arthropoda, Arachnida, Ixodida, Ixodidae.
AUGGCGCAGGCGUUCGGAGGCACAGGCGGAGAGAAACUGCGGCAAUCGGAGGAGCGGCUGGAACGUGCCGAGGCUGAGCUGGAGACCCUGGCACAGCGCAAUGCCAUCCUGCAGAGCCAGCUGCAGGAGUCUGCCCAGCGGUUGGCCCGGGAAGAGGCACGUCGAGUGGCCAGCCUCCAGGAGCAGGCGCAGCUACACGACCUGUCCACCUGGGAGACGCGCGUCCGGGAACUCGAGCAGACACUCGCCACACGCGAGAUGGCCACCAGGGAGCAGGAGCGCAUGCACAAGUCCAACAUCCGUCUGCUGACGCGCAAGCUCCGCGAGAAGAUGAAGGAGCUCAAGCUGGCCCAGGUGCAGCUGGCCAAUGCGGCCAAUGCCGAGUCACAACAACAGGACGACCAGUUGCAGCGGCAGGGCCAGAAACCGGUCAACCAGGAAGUCCAGACCCUGGAACAACCGCAGAAAGCAAGUGCCGAAGCUCAGACCGAUGCGGCGGCGAAGAUUCAGGAGGAGCAGACGGAGCUCGCUGAAAAGAACCAAGAACUGCUGCUGCAGCUUGAAAGGGAACAGGGACGGCUCGCCGGUUCCUUGAAGGCACAGGAGGAGCUGCGUGCCUGCGUGGAGCAGCUGGAGCGCCAGCUGUCGGAGCAGGGUGGCCGCAUGGCCGAGCUCCAGUGCCAGCUAGAGCAGGUGCAGGGGCGUGCCGACCAAGCGCAGGCGCUUCACCAGACCUCGGUGGCCGACCUCCAGCGGGAGCUGGAGAAAGAGCGCACGCUCAGCAAGGAGCUGCGGCAGAGGAUCUUUGAGGAGAAGCGGCGUGGGGGCCAGCUGCAGCGUCAGCUGUCGAGCCUGAAGCAGGGUCUGUCGGAGGCGAGCCAGUCAGCAGACGCAGGCCGCCUGAAGGCCCAGGCACAGGCCGAGCGGGCGCAGAGUCUCGAGACGCAGCUGCGGGAGGCACAGGGACGGCUGGAAGCCCUCCGGGGGGACCUCGCUGCGUCUCAGGCAGCCAGGCAGGAGCUGGAGGCUAAGCUGCGCAAUGCCCACGAGAGGGACCCCGCCCUUGAGCAGCAGAUGAAGUUGCUGAGCUGGAACGUGAAGGAGAAGACCCAGGAAGUGGCGGCACUCCAGGAGCGUGUGCGGUUGGCCGAGACUGCCCACCAGGCUGAAGUGUCGGCCCUACGUAGGCAGCUUGAGGAGGCCCAGCAGCAACACUCCAACCUGUCAGCCGAGCUGAUGUCGGUGCGCAAGGAGAAGUUCACCUUCCAGGCCAGGCUGCAGGAGCUCAAGAAUGUGCUGCGCUCACGCAUGGAGCAGUGCAAGGAGCUUCAGAGGCAGCUGACGGAACUGGCGGAGACCACCGAGUUUGCCCUGCCCAAUGUCGCUCCAGACUAUGACGAUUCAUACAUCACAGAAUUGCUCCAGCAGUGUUCUUCACAGCCAACCAGCAGGCCACUGGGGAGCCUUCAAGUGUGCCUUGACUCACUCAAGCAGGACUUGAACACUCUUCACAGCCAGAUCCGGCAGAAUGUGGAGCUUCCUAAGAAAGAACUCGUGACCUGAAAAUUGCUGCAAUCGCCUGGAGCGCACAUCAUGGUCUUCCAUUGCAGUGACUGAUGCCAAAGAACGAACGCCUUUCAAGGAGGAGGAGUGUGAUUGAAGAACCAGGGAUUUAAAACUUUCUAGUGUGUCGUGGCCAUAUAAUCGUUCUGGUGUUGGGUGUCUUUUCAGUAAGCUGCCUCCUUUAUGUAGUACAUCUUUUUGGUUUGUCUUGUGUGCAUUUAUGUGUGUCCCCAUUGUUUUGUUACAUAAUAUACUCUCAAAGUAGUGCUAAUAUCCUUUUAAGUUUAUCACUUUUCGAGGGCGGUAAAUAGAAAUAGAACACUGGGUGUGAAGGGUAAACCAGGCUUUUAGUGAGAAGGCAGUGUUGUUUGUCUGGUGUGUGGAGGGAUGGUGGCAGACUGCGCUGGAGAAUGAUAGAUUUAAGUGAGUGAAUGUGUUGCGUGUUUGUGUGGACCUGGGGCCAUUUUCUGAGUCAUUCAAUUUUUAAUGAUGUCUAUACUAUCAUUUUUUACAGAGUUCUUUGACCGGUGCAGCGAAUACUCAGUGAAGAGUAUUCAGUGGAUUUUUCUUGAUAUAUCAUAUCAUGUGCAAUAUGCCGAGUAUAUUCGCUAGCAUUUUGAUUGGCCAUCGGUUACAUUUUCCAGAACGUUGUUGUGGUCCUUUUAAAAACGGCCAAUAAGAAGCAGCGAUUAGUGGAGGCAAGUUUAUUAUUGGCUGGGUGAAUAGGUGUACAUUCGCGGUACACAAAAAACGGUCGAUUGCCUGACCACUCAAAUAUAAGUCAAUUCUAUUUGUUAACUGUUUUAUUAAGUCUAUUAACACGUUCUGUUCAUCAAGUGACAACUGCAUUGACAGAUGUAUUGGCAUCUUUAUUUAUAACUGGUUUAGAGGAGGAGUGCACCUGUAAAAAACUGUUUCAUCAGGGCCAGUUUUAGGGGACAGUCGACCCACCUUGGAUUGUGAAUGCUGACAUUUCAGCAGGUUUCCUCUCUCGAAGCUGUUAGGCACGUUAUUUACUCUUUUCACUUUAUUGUUAUUUUUUUUUAUUCUUCCGUUUCAUUCUACACAUUCUGAUUGAAGUCUUGUAAAUCUGAUGCUUCGUGCGUUGAACUUGAAUGAAGUGAUAAUUGUGUGCUCGUGAGUUAAAAACUAUGAACCAGUGCUGCAAAUUUAGGCAAGUGCUGUCUCAUGCUGUGCUGGUAAUGUGUGGUUCCAGCCUGCAGUGUUUGUGCCUCUCGCACACGUGCGGCAACUUGCAUUUUUGUUCUAACAAAUUUGAAGAAAGGGUUUGCACUUACUGCUCCUUUGUUUUUAACCAUAAAACGUAGGUGAUUUUCACUUGCCCAGUUCAUCUAGAGAAAAGAAACAAAUAUGAAAACUGUCAUUAUGUGUGCAUUGCGCCAUCAGAACAGCGAGUUGCUGUAAACGUGAACUGCUUUUGCUGCCUCAGCAACUCAAAUUCUGGGCAACCCAGGCAAAUGAGAAGAUGCCAAGCGUUUGGUUGAAUGACACAAACCCCAAAAAAAGAAAAUAUAGUCUUGUCACAAAAUUUUACGUAGAACAGACAGUCGGCAAGCACAAGAUCAUCUUUUAGUGUUCAUGGUUGAUAGCAGCAAAAGGCAUGAAGAUGAAGAAAGCUUUAAAGUUGUUAGAAUAAGAAUGCAAGUCACUGUAUGUGUAAGCAACAUGCUGUAAUAGUUGAUUGAGAACAGGUGUCAGGGGAGCUUUUGUGCCUGGCUCAUGUGAUGUGUUUUUCCAUCUUCAGCCAUAGUUUAGACAAGCCUAAAAAAUGCCUUUGCUCAGCACAGUUCAUUGAUAAAUCUGUAAUUGUUUAGCAAUUUUCAGUGCUCUAUCACUGAAACUGUAUCAUCUCUCAGUGAUUAUAACCGGAGGUGAUGUUGAGGUGCAAAUGUCAAGACUGGAAGUGCUGGCCACUCAGGGUUGCCUCGAUAUAUUUCCAAUGUAGGACGGGAACCGCUGAAAAUGCUCUUACAGUUGAACCCUGCUGUAACGAAUACAAAUACAGUUAAACCUCGAUAUAAUGAACUUUAGUAUAACGAAAUUCUUUAUAUAAAGAAGUAUUUAACUUUUUAUAAGUUCUUGUCCAUAGAACACCAUGUAUCUAGAACCUCAAUAUAACGAAAUGUGUUUAUACACAAUUUUAAUAUAAUAAAAAUUUAACUGCCACCGUGAAAGAGUACCGAGACAAUAAAUGCAAACCUCCUCUGUCGUAGUUGGUCAAAUAGUUGUAUUACAAGCAGCUGCUUGCGAACACACCCAUGAAAUCCCGCACGGCACGACCAAGAGUGACCGCCCAAGUGGAGCAGCAUUGAGUUUUGUAUAAAGCCCAAGUGCAAUGAGAUCCUAUCGCACCACGUGCCCUGUAUACUUUGGGUGUGAUUGAAAUCGUGUGAAGAGGAGCCGAGAAGGGUUGGUGGCUUGAUUAGCGCCGUAUUCCCAUGCAAGCAUGGGAAAAGGGGGAAGGUAGCUCGCUCGCGGUGAUGCGAUCAAGCGUGCGUGAGGGGGGGAAGGCAGCAAGUGGGGGCUAAGUUUGCACACGUCUCAUUUUCUAGCACGACUGUGGUUGCGCAUGGCUCACAGCGCAGCUAAGUGCAUAGUUAGCCCUUGCGUCCUGUUUAUAGGUAAUCUGCCACAUGUGCAAAGAGUGGGCACACCGAGAUGGCGUGGCAUCAUGUGCGCUGUCUUCCCACGCGUUUAGCACUGGAGGUUGCGUAAGGUCGAGUUUCGGAGACUCAUUUUAAGCGAGAGGCAGACAAAGGAUUCGCUCCCCACUGCUGGCAUUUUAGAGGGCAGCUCUUAGGCGCCCGUUCCUGCGGCGAGCAUCGGCGUCGGCAUUGUCCCUUGGCGUAACUGAGCGAACGAAUACAGCGAAGAAUGAAAGCGAACGUGGAGCGCAGCAGGAUAUGAAAGACAUAUGAAAGCAGGAUAUGAAAGCGAUAGCAAAGAGAGCACAAGGAGGAAAGUGGAGAAAGUGGAGGAGGAGGGUAUGGCGAAAGCGUGAGAAGAAAAGCAUAGUGCGACGCAAAACGGGCUUUGCAGCGAUGAUGGCUACAAGGUGGCGCCAGAGUAAUGCAUGUUGUCUGUACGGAAACAAAGAAGCUUCGUGAGCAGCUGCUGUGAAUCAUGCCCACGCGUCACCCACGCGCUGCCUGUCGUGAUCUCCUGAUUAGCGAGGCAGUCACGGUACACAUUUCUCUGUUUGCAACAUGCCGCACAAGACAUUGUCUGCGCCAGCCAAUAUAUUGCGAAAUAAAAACACUCAUAGAGUUGCGCUCAAAUUUCGCAUUAGGGAGUAUUAAAAUUUUCGGUGAAUUUUUUUAUGAUAGUGUCGAUCCACUGUGGGUGACAAUAUCAGCCGCGGAGGCAGACGCAAAGCGCGGCAAGCUUCACUUUGUACUGUCAUUGUGAAGAUAUUGUCGACACCGCAUGAAAACCGUAUCUUUCAUUGCCAACUCUCAAAUUCAUCAAAAUAAGUAUUUUUUUUCUUUCAGGUUUGCCUUUUCCGAUUGCCCAAUAAUUCGCAAAAUCUUCCAGCCCUUUCCGUACAAGAAAAAUCCAUCGAUGACUGUACUUAGUUGCAUAAAAGUGAAAUUUCAAUAUAGCAAAAUUUCGAUAUGACGAAGCAAAUUAGCAAUUUUACUGGCUUCGGUGUAUCGAGGUUUAACUGUAUAGCGACAUAAAUAUAAAAUUUGGUUGGCCAUGCUUUAAUUUAGUGAGCAUUGUGCUGCUAUAACAAAUGAGAAAAUACUUGAUCUGAAGCAAUUUUGCUCACAGCAAAGCAAAUAUUGUUCACUCGCAAGUCAAAUACGUAUUCUGGUAGCAAAAAUGUCAAGUACUCGAACUUGGCAAGAGCAACUUGAAACAACACUGUCUUGACAUGCACGUGCAUUUUUUUGCCAGCGGUUUGGAUUGACUUGUGCACAGCCAAGAAGCCAAUGUGCCAUUUAUGUGUGAUCACAUUGAUUGCACAUGGUUGCACAUUAAAGACAGUGCAAAUUGGGUUUAUAAUUUAUUGUUGCCCGCAUGCCACAUAUUGGCCCAGAAAGCCACUGAUGGGCUAUCAAAAUCAACACGUGACCCUUUGCCUGCCCAUCGGAGAGAUCAUGUUUGCGUUUCUUUCGUAUAGAGCUGACUGCGAGAAUAAUAUUAAAUUUUUUUUUCUUUUUAGCUGAUAUCAGCAUUCAUGGCUAUAAUGAAGGUACUUUCAUAUCGGAUGUGACUUAGUUAUAGCAAGACUUGACUGUAAAUGGGAAACCACACAGUGAUAUUAUGAACAGUAUUGCUGCAGUUGAGGGAAGUGUGCAAUCUUACUUUGUUAGUGAAGCGUCGGAUGAAGCCUGGAUUAUACAUUUAAAUGAUACCAUAAAUUUGAUGCAGAGAAAGAAAAAGCUCUACAUGGGGCUUCUGUAAAGGCACAUUUGUGAAUGUCUUUACUGCUUAAAAAAUGCCUUUGUGUACGUUAUAUUUGCAAACAGUGUUUUAACUUACUGUGAAAAGAGAGUAAAGAAGUUAUCUGUGGCAUUGUGAGUAAUAUUUAUUGCUAUUGUGAAGCAGGUUUAUUAGAUGCAGAGUCGACUAUGAAGGUAGUAUAUGCAAUCUUCAUUGUAGUAUCGGUGCAAUGCAAACAUGAAUUUUUUUGUGUUGUGUCUACGCUAACCCUCUCCUUUCAAUGUUUUUAACCUUUGCUGCAAGGAGUGUUUGGUCAGAUCUAUUUUCUCUGGUCAGUUUUAUAAAUGUGUGUAUAUAUCUGCAUCUGUUUUUACUUUUUCUUUUUGAGGUGAAAUAAGUUGUCAAAAUUCCUAUGCUUACUGCACUCCCAUAUGCUGAGAGGUUGUCUUCCUCUUGGUGUGUCGAGCUUGGAAUGGAAUCUUUAGCGUAAGUGACUGUAUAAGAACUUUGUGAAGCUUGUGCUGGCAAAUCUGCCUGUGAUCUCAUAAGCAGCUCUACACUUCAAAAAUCUGAGUGUGCCAAAUAAUGAGUCAAGUAAAAACGAAGUGCCUUUGUUGAAUCGUGUUGAAGCUGCACCAAGGCUCUCUGGUGGCAACCACUAUUGGUGUUGUGAUGCAGUCUUUACUGUCUGCAACUGCAUAAUGCUGAAACUACUGGCAGGUGUGGAUUGUACAAAAGAAAGAAUGCUGUAGUGUAGAUUAGAGAUGUAGUGCACACUGGAAGGAAAAAAGAAACACUAUCAGGCACUUGCACUUAGUGGUCUUAAAGGGACAUUAAAGGCAAACGUGAAUUUAGAAGGCCCCCUCACCACAUUUGGGCACUCCAAACAAACUUAGAUCACGCAUUAGCAAUUGUGUCGGCAAAAUCUUGCAGUAAUCUGUUUCACUAAAAUAGCUGAAAACGUUAAUGAUAACCUGUGUGGCCUCAUUGCUCGACAAAACGUUUAGUAUCGUUUACUUGUUUGGUUCAUUAAGCUGGAAAAAAAAAGGGAAAAAAUCUGCACAAUCAUAUACGCAUUACGCCAUAAAAGAAGUGGGUUGCCACAAAGCAUGGAUUGGUUUCACCGUGCAAACAGCAAGAUGAGAAAAUUUUAAAUGACAGCCCCUGCAGCCUCAUUCACAAAGUAGUCAGUCUUCUUGCUAGCGGAGCCUCACCUAUUCGUGGCUUUUGGCUGCAUGCUCAAAAAUAGCCAGUAGCAACAUGAGCAACGUGAGGGUGCCCGUGAGCUCCCUACCGGUGGCACAAAACUACCACACCAGAAGUGCACCACGGAAAGAGAGGCAGGGCUCCCUUGGCUUCCAUCUGAAAUAUGGAAGCCAAUAUGAUUCCAACCGAAAUAUUCAACGUGGUUUGAUGAGGGGCCCUUCAAGUAAUAGGCCAGUGUCAUAUCUCUCUGCAUAAAACAAACCUUGUGAAGUUUCUAAAAAGAGCACCGCGGCAUUUUAGAUUGAUUCACCAUUUGCCUUUGGUGUCCCCGAAAUGUUGUAGUGCACAUGUCACAUAGGCGGCACCGUUGUGGUAGAACAUUGUGUCCUGCUCUUCCUUGCUGUCUCUUAGUUUGUCAAUUUGUAAUGCAGAUAGUGUUGCUGUUGACAGCUGGAGUGUUCAUUGACAGCUGAAGGCUUUGUUCAUUUGUCUGUCGAUCUUUAGUCAGAAUGACCAGUGAUUCUUGAACAGUUUACUUACUGUGAGAUAUCUAGAGAUCAUAGAAAGUUCUACAUGUACUAUAGUUAAGUCUAGUAUACUGGUACCAAAAGUAAAUUUAGGUCAGUUAUUAGUCUCGUGUGCAUUGACCUGCGAUCUCUGGGAGUUAAGGCAUGCAACAAUCAUACUUGAAUACAUUGGCCUUGCAGUUGCAUGUGGGCCUUAAGCUUCCCAAUCCCUACCACGUCGCAUGCCAACACAGUUGGAUCACCUUGCAGUUGGUGGAGCACUUACAUUUGAUUGAAAUUUUCCAGUUUGCUUUAACUCAGUGGCAGAUAGCAGUAGUGAGGAAGAGUGUUAUGUGCCACACACACGCACAACAGUAAUGUAUCAUUUAGGUACACGAAUUGUCUUAAAUGAGCCCUGCAGCACUUUUUAAACCUGGACAAUAGUCGUGAACACCUGAGAAAUAGGUUAUGCCUGCACAUGGGGCCGGGAACCCACAACCUCGCUCAAAUGGGCUGCCUGCCCUUUCCUUCAAAUUUUUGAAGCCCUCGCCACCUUUCUUACUCAUACCCAACAGCAAACAUUGCUACUGGGUGAAUGUUUUUAGACAUCAAAACUAAGCAAUGCCCUUGGCAGAAGCAAAAGCAAAGAAAUAUCGUCGCUGAUAGUGCAGUGGUGCCAUCUGGUUGCAAAGAAAUGACACCAUUGUGACGAAUAGUGGAUAUUACGAAUAAUUGAAAACAAUGCUACAACAAAUCUCGCAUGCAACGAAGGUAUUUUCGUGUGUUAUGCUACUUCGUUGAAAGGAGGUUCGACUAUACUACAGCCUCUGAGAUGGGUAGGACAGCAGAGGGCCACACUAUGUGAUCUUGUGGUCACACUGAUACUAAAGCUCAGCACAAUGAAGGGCAGAGCAUGGUGGACAUUGUUCCGUUUGAGCAUGGCACACAGAUUUUCUGUAUUUGGCAUACUUUGUAAAUUGGCCUAUAUUUAUUGCAUUGUUUCUCUCACUCGUUGAAUGUAACUAUUACUGCUCCUGCUAGGGCAUUCAGUAGGGCCUGCAGUACUUUAUAAAUAAAUAAAUAAAUACGUAGAAGCAAAAAAAAUGGAAAAAGUCAUGAGGGCACAGCAGCGACAGAACUUUAAUAGCUUCAUUAAUACAAGGCACAUUCGAAACCAUGUUGUUUGAAAACAUUCACAUAGAUAUUAAUAGCAGGCACAUUCCACAGCUUUCACAAAAGAUGUUGCAGGGCCUCUUUAUAUCUGCAGUACAUUUAAAAUAUGUAGGUAAUGUCAGUUCUCCAGUAGUCUGUAGACAUCAGCAAGCUCAAUGGAGUAUUUAUCCCACUUUUUCACAUGAAGGUGACUGUUAACUGUUAAACUGGCAGCAUGCUUGAUUUCACUUUUGCCAACUGCUGUCUAAAAGACAAGAGCUAAGUAUGUGCUUAAUAAGGCUUCUGAAAAUUGUGGUUGUCAUGUGCUUGAUCUUCAUUUGUGUUCACUUACUCGGCAGACUGGCCAAGUUUCAUUGAAGUCCGUGUGAUUUUUGCUGCUUCAGGAAUGAUGUGUGCUGUAGGUGCUCUGCGCUUAUUGCAGACUCUGUCAACCAAUAACCUACUAAUUGGAGCUUACAUUAGUGUUCCUUUGAUGUGCCGUGCUCACAGAAUGAAAUGCGUCAACCUUCUUUCAAUCAGUAUGACCUUGCUAUGGUAAUGUGACUCUGGCAUUUACCGGAAAAGGUUACAAAAGGUUGCAGACAUGGAACCGCAAUGCCUCUGUUUUUCAGUGGUAGCUGUUGUGCUGCUUGGCUUUUGCUGUGCCCUAUGUUUAUAUUUUGUUGCUAUAGCAACAAGCCUGCGGCAACGCUCUGUGUGUCUUUGAAACGAGGUAAGGAAACAACUUCUGCUGUUAUUGGUGGGACCAAAGUUGUGCUUCGGAGGUUCUUUUCAGCAACUUGUUUUUCAAACUGGUUUUGAUCAGUUUAUGUAUGCGAGUGUGCCCUUCUAGCUCACUGUAUUAUAGUUGCACUCUUAAAACAAGAUAUGUGUAUGUUCGCUUUCAUUUAAUUUGCCUUUGGGUCCCAUCGUUACCUUGGAGCCAUACUUGGGGUUACUUUUACUAUGACGAUAUACUGCUCACAAUAUUGAAUGUGGAACCCAUUUUUACAAUAACAGCAUUGGGCUAAAACAAGCACUCUUGUAUUAGAAUUCUUUGUCGCCAUUAUUAGGUGCUUUAAGGCUGUUUCAUGUGUUGAAGAAAGAACUAGAAAACAACCAUAUCGAUACCUGAAGUAACUAUAAAGGUUGUGUAGGGUAACUAGUGUUAUGGCAUGGCCUUCAAACAGGCAUAUGGACAAAUCAACAGCUGAAGGAACCCCUAACAGCUAGUACGGUAGUACUGCAUGCUGUAAAAGCAAUGUGGUUGUGGGCAUACCCAAGAGCGCUUUCACCAAUGACAUGAUCAUGCUGCUGAACUUUCUUUGAAUGGCAGUAGAAGAUUGAAUUUGCUUUUCUUUGUAUGCUUUUAGCGCUGUCUAUCUUGCUUUGCUCCUGUAAUUUCAUUAGCAAGCCCAUUAUCUUUGCCUAGAAUCUUGGCUGUAUUGGGGUGCGAACCUGUGUAAUAACCACGUUCAUUUGUUUUCGUCAUAAUAACAUUUCAUGCUUUCACAACCACAUCAUUCACUUUCAAACUUACUGAAGGGCUGUAUUUAACUCAUCCAAGUAGACACAGGUAUGCAGUUGCACAGAUUUGAUAGAAAAGCGAUAUAACCGAUGUGUACUUUUGGAAUUUCAGUUACAUACAUUUAUAUUCAAUGCAUGUUGAUGAAUGCAAGCAUUGUUUGCUAUGGGACAACACUGCAGCCUUGCGGGAAUGUCGUGGCUUUUUGGAACGGGGUGUGUAUGGGCCGGUGCUAUGGUGAUACUGGUAUUGCUCGCGCUUUGAUACCCGUGCAUUGUUUAUGGAAUCUCUGUCGAAAGCUGUUCUUGAUACCCGCGUGCAACACAGUGCCUCUGCAUUUCCUGCACAUGUCAAUGACAGUGCAACAUUUCAUUCUUGCUAGUUAUGUCAGAAUUGUCCUUUUUUAAAUGAAAUUUUGGAAUGUGAACAUCUGGGUUAAAGCUGAUGCCAUUUGUGUUGUUGAAGAGUUGCACAGUGGCAAACAGCCUUGCUUCGGGUGAUUGCUUGUGAAACGUUGGAAAGGCCGGCACGUAGUGCUUUCGAUUAAUGUUGUUAGUGGCUGUGUAACUACUGCUAUCCUUCGCUAUGUGGGAAUCCUUGGGCCUCUCCUGUGGGCUCGCUUUUGCAUUGGUGACACGUUGCAGUGACUGCGCAAGUGUUGUAUCUGUGCAAUGUGGGACGUAUAAAAGCAAGCACAAAUGUGUUAUUCUCUC